Molecule: messenger RNA, 2432 nt
Organism: Thermothelomyces thermophilus ATCC 42464
Lineage: Eukaryota; Fungi; Ascomycota; Sordariomycetes; Sordariales; Chaetomiaceae
Exons: 2
Coding region: 125-2053 (642 amino acids)
Biological process (GO): SNARE complex assembly
Cellular component (GO): lytic vacuole; endosome
Molecular function (GO): SNARE binding
Source: RefSeq, a predicted model, not a curated record
UACACACACAGUAAGCGCAUCAUCGUCAACAUUCCCGAUCGCCAAUGUCUCCAAUGUCUGGCGUCGCUUCCCGUUGAUCCUCUCCGCCCCCGCCCAAUCCAGACACAAACCACGACAUGACACUAUGUCGACAGAGGCCACGCGCCCGCUUUUGCUGCCGCAAAACCGGAAACUACGACAUCUUCGCGGGAUCGCGCUGAGAAACCUUUCCUUCUCCCGGCCCCGCGGCCACAGCAUCGACGACGCCAUCCUCAACAUCAAGAGCCCCGCCAAGGUCGAGGCCCUGAGAGACACGCCCCGUCUGCACCAUGCCUUGUCCUCGGACGACCUCCAGCCGCCAACUGCCCGGCGCAGGAGCACAAACCUGGCCAGCGUCAGCCCGGCGACCCGGCAAAAGAAGUUCGAGGACGCAUUCGAUAGUCGACUGGCCGACGCCUUUUUCUCGUUACACAUCCAGGGAGUGGAGGAGCCAAUUUACAUUAGCGAAGUCGGAGAACGCGCAACGAACUUCAACUUCCGUCCGUUUGAACUCUGCGAGCUCGAUUCAACCAUCACGCAGUCCCCCAAGGUGACGGUCAAAGUGUGGGCAAGACGGAAUGAUGCAUGGUCGCUGUUGCGGGAAGACGAGGUCGACCUGCGCUCGCUCAAUUGGCUCGGAACGCUCCACAACGUCCACUUCCCGCCAAACUCCUUGGUGUUCUACCUGGUAGACGGUAUCUACUCACUCGAGCUCGCUGGAAAGCCCACGCCCCCGAAGCAUACCGCGUCGGCUCCGACGUCGUCCUACAACGCGCUGAUGAGGCUGGCCACUCUGGACAACUCGAUCCAAGACGCACUUGCCACGCGCGAACUUCUUACCCAACAGAUCAACGACUUGCUUAGCCGCGAGAGGAAGAACGAGGUUCCAGAGGCCGAAGACUCGCUCGCACUGGCAAAGAAAUACUUGACACAACAGAGGCGGGCGGUUGCCCAUGCAAAGAAGCGGAACGACGACCUAAGGGCAUCCCUUGCUGCGCGCAAGGAAGCCAUCGCCCAGGGCCGGGCCGCCCAAGAGAGAGCCGCUAAGGACGUCGAGAACGCGACCGAAAAAUUGGCACAGUCCCAGGCUCUCCUCGCCAAGACGAAAUCCGAUAUCCAUGGCCAACGCCGCCGCAUCUGCGAAGACCUGUCGCGCAUCUACAACAUCAUCCCGGUGCCCCUGGGCCCUCCCCUCUCCUUUCAGAUAUGCGGUCUCCCCCUGCCCAACACCACAUCGGCCGACGAAACCCUCGCCGGCGCUUCCAAGUCCUCCUCCUCCUCCUCCGCCUUCUUCUCCUCCUCCGGCGGCGGCGGCGGCCCUCCCCCGAUUACCGAAGAUGCCCUCUCCGCCGCGCUCGGCCACGUCGCCCACCUGGCCGACGCGUUACAGUAUUACCUCGCCGUGCCGCUGCCCUACCCCAUCCGCCCGUUCGGCUCGCGCUCGAGCAUCCGCGACGACAUCUCGCAGCUGCCCGACCCGCAGCGCGAGUUCCCGCUCUACGUGCCCCGCGGCGGGUCCAGCGCCCAGUUCCGCUUCGACUACGCCUGGUUCCUCCUCAACAAGGACAUCGAGGCCCUCUGCAGCUCCCAGGGCCUGCGGGUCGUCGACAUACGCCACACGCUGCCGAACCUCAAGUACCUGCUGUACGUGUGCAGCGCCGGCACCGACGAGGUGCCCGAGCGGAAGAAGGGCGGCGUGAGAGGCCUCUGGGCCGGCCGCCUGAAGGGGCUCGGCGUGAACGUCGGCGUGGCCGGCGCCGAUGACGCUAGCAGCCUCGGCGGUGCCGGGAGCAGUCGGAGGGGGAGCGACGCGAGCGAGAUGGUGAGCAGGCAGAGGGAAGAACUCCGAAAAGCUGCGGUCUGCGGUGGUGGUAGUGGUGGUAGUGGUGGUGGUGAUGGUGGAAAGGAAAGGGAAAGGGAAAGGGACGAGAGCAGGGAACAUGGAAUCGAUGGCGGGAAGGGCCUGCCGUUUGCGGAAGAGGGAAUGAAGUUGAGUUUGAGGACCAAGGGGUUGAGGGAAAACGCGGCUCCAUGAGAGAGCACGAGAGAGACGCUCUGCAAACCAGCGACCAAGACGGUAUAAUUACUCGGAAGGCAAUGACCCCGAGACUGUAUACGACUGUGCGACCUCGCGGUCACAUCCCUACGCAAAGCGGGCGGAUGAGCUGGUUUUAUCGUACCCAGAUAAUACUGGCAGCGAGGCGCCAGACAUCUUUGAUCGUCGUGCAGAAGAUGCUCCCUCUGUGGUGCUCACGUAUGGCCUGGGGCCGUCCCGCGUGCCCAUACACAUCUCGCGAGGAUUAAAAUCAAGGCGCUGGUGGCAGCAUACUACGUCGCGUCUGGCCGCCCUUGUUUCAGCCACGCGCUGUACCUAAGCAGUCGAAGAACAUUAGGCCUGGACGCCUCCGGCGCAA